AUGAAAAGACGUUCACACGAAGAAAGUGACAGUGAGCAAGAGGAAGAUUUUGAUGUAAACACCUCUGCCAUGAGCGAUGAGGAUGAAAUAUCAGCCUCCCCUCAACAAAAGAGACAUAAAUUAUUUAGUAGUACAAAAUCGGGUGAUGUGAAAGAAAUUUCAAUACUUCCUGAUGAUUUUAAAAGCAAAAUUCCCUUCAUCGAACAACAGGACCAAUUCAUCAAGAAUCAGACAGUGGGAUUUUCUUUAGAAGGAAAGAGCAAACUGGAUUUUUAUUUUGUUGAUUCUUGUGAACUUGAUGGUAGAAUUAUUUUGUUUGGUAAAAUCGAAACCCUUCCAAAUAAUUACGCCAGUUGCUGUGUCAGACUUGAAAAAGUACAAAAAACUAUCUAUUUUCUUCCUCGUGAGCCAAUAGAGGCAAAACUUGUCAAUCAAGAACAAGAAUCAAGAAUACAAGAAGAAUUAUCUGAAGUAUUGAAAAUUUCACCAGAGAAAUUUGGUUUUAAAUUCAAGGAAAGAAAAUACAUAUUUGAGGAUGCUGAUGUACCAUACAACAAGAGCAUUACCAUGGUUAAAGUUGUUAUAUUUGAUGUUAAGAAUUUAAAACCACAUUUACAAGAGUUUAGAGGUUCUAAGUUAUUCAGCAAGGUUUUCCACGCAACUACUAGUGGAUUGGAAGAAUUUAUUUUGAAAAGAAAGUUGAUGGGACCUUCAUGGCUUUCUAUUCAAAAAUUCCAUGUCAAAUCAUCCGGUCAAUUGAGUUGGUGUAAAUUUGAAGUUAGUACAGAUGAACCAACAAAUAUUUCUGUUAUCAAUGAUGAUAGAUCACCACCUCCAUUGGUUUUAAUGUCAUUGAAAGUUAAAACUAUCCACAACGAAGAAAAGAAAGUUAACGAAAUAGUUGCUGUUUGUUGCAUACUUCAAGAGUAUUCUUUUACCGGUCAGCAAAGUCAACGAAAGAAGUUCAUUGUUGCCAGAAAAGUUGAUGACAAUUCAGUUGACUCUAAUGGAAUAGAACUAGAAUUUAAUGAAACAUCCCUCAUUAAUCGUUUGAUGGCUCAAAUUCAACAGUACGACCCAGAUAUGUAUAUUGGACACAGCUUCCUUAGUUUUGAACUUGAUAUUAUAUUGCAACGUUGGAAAGCUCUUAAGGGAACAGAUGGAGUUUUGUGGUCUCGUGUUGGCAGAUUGAGAUUAAGUCGAUAUCCUAUGCUUCAACCAUUGCCAGGAGGUAUGAAUGAGUCUACCAAAUCUGAAAAAGAGUCUCUUGCUGGUAGAUUAGUAUGUGAUACAUAUAUCGCUGUUAAGGAGUACUUAAGAGAAAAGUCAUAUUCUCUUGAAGAUUUAAGAGUUUCUCAAUUGGGAGAAACUCCUCUCGAGAAGGAUAUUCGUAAUCCUCUUUAUGAUGGUAAUCUGAUUCUGACAGCAAAAUAUUUUUCAAGUGUUGAGGGUGUAGAAAAAUUCUGUGCCUUUGUAGAACAUGAUGCACAAGUGUCAAUGGAUUUGAUGGAAAAAUUAAGUUUAAUCCCUCUUACCAAGGAACUUACAAAUGCAGCAGGUAAUUUAUGGAAUAGAACUCUCAUUGGAUCUAGAAGUGAACGUAUUGAGUAUCUAUUGCUUCAUGAGUUCUACAAACAAAAAUAUAUUUUGCCAGACAAAUCACGUGCUUUUGGAAAACGUGGUGGCAGAAAACCAAAAUAUUCUGGUGGUUUAGUUUUAGAUCCUAAAUCAGGUUUUCAUCACAAUUAUGUACUUCUUUUGGAUUUCAACUCUCUUUACCCAUCUAUCAUUUUGGAAAAUAAUAUUUGUUUCUCUAAUUUUUUAUACACUGAAGAAGAGAGAGAGGAACACAAGAAUGAUAAAACCGUAUUGCCUCUAGUUAUUGAAACACUACUUUCAAGAAGAAGACAAGCUCAAAGACAAAUGGAACAAGCAACUGGUGUACAAAGAUGGCAAUAUGACAUGCGUCAACGUGCUUUGAAAUUGACAGCAAACUCUACCUAUGGUUGUUUAGGUUUUACUUUUAGUAGAUUUUUUUGCAAGCAAAUGGCAGAAUCAAUUACAGUAGAAGGAAGAAACAUUUUGACUCAAACUAAACAAUUAAUUGAGAAUAGUUUGAGAUUCAGCGUUAUCUAUGGUGAUACUGACUCUGUUAUGAUUGCCACCGACACUACAAACUAUGAUGAGGCUCUAUCUAAGGGUGAGGAAAUCAAAAAGGAAAUUAACAAUUCCUUUAGAAAAGGUAAAGGAAAAUUGGAAAUUGAUAUUGAUGGUUUAUUUAGAAGAAUGUUACUCCUUAGAAAGAAGAAAUAUGGUGCCCUAAUUCAUACUAAAAAUAAGCAAGGCACAAUUAUCCCAAAACUUGAACUUAAAGGCCUUGAUAUGGUCAGAAGAGAUUGGUGUGAUCUUUCUAGAAACGUUUCUCAAUACAUUAUUGAUCAAAUAUUAAGACCAAAUGAACCUGUAGACUGCCAAACACAACCAACACCAGAAGAAAUAGUUGCUAACAUCCAUACCCACCUUAGAGAAAUUGCUGACGAUGUAAGAAAUAAUAGAGUUCCACUUGAACAAUAUAUUCUCACAACAGCACUCACAAAAGAACCUGAACAAUAUACAGAUGCCAUUAAUCAUCCUCAUGUUCAGGUUGCUUUAGAAAUGAGAAGAAAUGGUCAAGCUGUUAGACUGCAUCAACGUAUUCCCUUCGUUAUCACCUUAAGAAAGGAUGGUACUUCUUCCUCCAAAGUUUCUGAAAGAGCUGUUCAUCCAGAUACCUUCAGAGCAGAGCAAAAAGAUAAUAAUUUGGAACUUGAUUAUGAAUGGUAUCUUGCUCAACAAGUAUUCCCUCCAGUUUCUCGUUUGUGUGAAUAUUUACAACAAACAGACAAAGCUCUGAUAGCCGAAUGCUUGGGACUAGAGAAGAAAUAUUUCAGAACUAGCUAUGGUGACGAUGAUAACAUGGAAGAGUAUAAAAUACUCUCUAGGCAGGAAGAAUACGAUGAAUUUGAAGGUAUUGAACUACCUGUCAACUUUACUUGUGAUCACUGUUCGAACAAGGUAAACCUUGACCUUGUUUCAACUUUGACGAAUGCUAUUAGCACAACAGAUACAGACAUGAUGCAGAGUAUUACCAUUCUUGAUUGUCCUCAUUGCAAAUCUAGAAUGUCCACAAACAAAAUUGUCAAUCUUUCACAACUAAAUAUUAGAGAACUCAUCAAGAAAUAUUACUCAAAUGAGUUAAAGCCUUCUGCUAGUAACUAUAGAGCCAACAUCUCGGAUUCAUCGACUCAUGUUAUAUCUAUGCAACCUGGGGGUUAUGGCGUUUUUAAUGGAUCUGUUGUAUCUGUCAAACAAACCUUUACUCCUCAAGAUCUGCAGGUUAGAUUGAGAUAUUUAGCUCGUAUGUUUGAUUGGUCUUCCUGUGUAAAAGCAACUUUCAAGAAAAUAGACAAGGAACAAUAUUCUUCAUUAGAAAAAUUGAAAGCUGUUGUACAAGAAAUGCAAAAACAAGAAAUAGACGAGCUUGGCAAAAUCUACAAACAUGUUUCCAAAUACCUACAAAGAAACGCCAGACAAAUGGUAAACCUUUCUGAUUUAUUUAAACUUGUAAGCGUUGAUAAUUAG
Molecule: messenger RNA, 3621 nt
Organism: Naegleria gruberi
Lineage: Eukaryota; Heterolobosea; Eutetramitea; Acrasida; Naegleriidae
Product: DNA polymerase alpha catalytic subunit
Exons: 1
Coding region: 1-3621 (1206 amino acids)
Biological process (GO): lagging strand elongation; mitotic DNA replication initiation; leading strand elongation
Cellular component (GO): alpha DNA polymerase:primase complex
Molecular function (GO): DNA-directed DNA polymerase activity; single-stranded DNA binding; pyrimidine nucleotide binding
Source: RefSeq, a predicted model, not a curated record